Myiozetetes cayanensis is the source of this 9318-nucleotide messenger RNA. It is a transcript of the gene MFAP3L, whose product is annotated as microfibril associated protein 3 like. NCBI's taxonomy places the organism in Eukaryota, Metazoa, Chordata, Aves, Passeriformes, Tyrannidae. Bases 249 to 1394 code for a protein of 381 amino acids. The record is from RefSeq and is a predicted model, not a curated record. The transcript is spliced from 3 exons.
GCGCUGAGGGGCGCGGCGGCGGCGGGCGCUGCCGGGGGGCGGCGGCAGCAGCACCGGCGACAGCACCAGCAGCAGCAGCAGCAGCAGCAGCAGCACCGUGCGAGCGGGAGCAGCGGGCGAGCAGGAUAUUUUAAACAUAAAAUCGCACAGAUCAAAGUAGAACUCCCCUGCGACCUGCUCAUCCCAAGGACCUGCAUUCAACAGAACCAAUCCCAGCUCCCAGCAGCCGUGUACGCCACUGAAGGAAAAUGGACAUACUGAACAGCCACCACUUUUUGUACUUUCUGCCUACCACACGCCUUGUCAUCUUAUUAGCAGCUUUGUCAACUGCUGAGGAUGUGAAUAACAGCACUUUCAACCGCACUGACAUAAGUACAGGAUCCGUGCCUGUGGUGAUCUCCCGCAUCGACCAUAUUAUAGUCAAGGAGGGCAGCAGUGCCUUGAUCGACUGCAAUGUCCAAGGUAGUCCCAGUCCACGUUACAGGUGGUACAAUUCCAAUGGUCGCCUGCUCCAAGACGAGGAGAAUAAAGGAAAAUGGUGGUUUCUUGACAACGGGCUACUAAACAUUACCAGGGUGUCUUUUGAAGAUAGAGGUAAAUACACGUGUGUCGCAUCUAAUACGUAUGGCAGCGUUAACAAUACUGUGACACUGAGGGUUGUUUUUACCUCUGGAGAUAUGGGAAUCUAUUACAUGAUUGUCUGCCUUGUAGCUUUUACCAUCGUUAUGAUACUGAACAUCACUCGGUUAUGUAUGAUGAGCAGUCAUCUGAAGAAAACCGAGAAAGCAAUCAAUGAAUUCUUCAGAACAGAAGGGGCAGAGAAACUUCAGAAAGCCUUUGAGAUUGCGAAGCGUAUCCCAAUUAUCACAUCAGCCAAAACGCUCGAGCUUGCCAAAGUAACCCAGUUCAAGACCAUGGAAUUUGCUCGCUACAUUGAAGAGCUUGCUCGGAGCGUACCUUUGCCACCUCUCAUCAUGAACUGCAGGACUAUAAUGGAAGAAAUUAUGGAGGUUGUUGGUCUGGAGGAGCAAGGACAGAAUUUUGUACGACAGGCAGCAGAAGGCCAGGAAACCACUGAAACAGAUGAGCUGUACAUGAUCCCAAAUGCUUUGACGCGCAGUGACUCUCCCACAGCUGACUCAGACGCAUCGUCACUGCACGAGCCACCUCAACAGAUUGCAAUAAAAGUGUCAGUUCACCCAUUGUCCAAAAAGGACUGCAUGGAUGGUCAGUCACAGGAAAGCAUGCAGUUAGACACCAAGGAAGAAGACACUCCUCAAACACCAGCACUUACUGCAGAGCCCCCUCCUGAGCCUUCUGCUGAACUCAGUUCUGAUGACACAGCAUUGGCAAAUGACACAAAUACAUGUGUUAUAUAUGAAAGCCAUGUAUGAUAGUUACUCCUGAAUCUAUGCAUAGCAGGAAAAUCAGGUGGAGCUCUUUUAAAAAUACAUAUUGUACUUGCCGCUAAGCCUUACCUGGAGACUAUCAUAGCAAAAGCAUGUAAGUGGAUUAUUUGGCACUUUCUUCUCAGUUUGAGUUUAGUUUACCAUGAUGUAUGGCAGAGUAAUUGCUAUUACAUUAAUAUUAAUUGCUCUCUUUGAUUAGGAAUAUUUCCAAGAAACAUUUACCUCAGCAUUUUCUAGGUUGGAGUCACCUGUAGUGGCCUCCUGGAAGUCACUGGUAGUCUUUGACAAAGGACACUUGAACUUACUAAACAUAAAACUGGUUUCCAUCUUCCUCCUUCACUCUCGUUAUUUCCAUCUAUUGCAUUUUUGGCAAAUAUUAACUUGUGAAUUUGAAAUAUUGCCCAAGAGGCAGCACUCCAAUAGCCAAAUAAAAUCCUAAUAGAUCCCAUUUACAAAGCCUGUUUGCUCAGCUACAUUGUGAUUUAGAGGGCUAUUAGAGAAAGUUAAAAUGUUUCCAUUUCAUUUGUGACCACACUACUUAGGCACAUGGAAAAUAGUUUUCCCUUUUCCAUGGAACAAAGAUGCCAACAAUUGUUUGUUUUGCAUGGAGAAACAGCUUUGAGGUUUAUUUUACAGAUGGGAAAGCCCAUAAACUUCUUACAGAAAGUUGCAGUCCAACAGCUCUGCAAGGUUUUUUUGCAUACGUUUGACCAUUUUUUACCUUGCCAGAAUUUUAUAUGCCAAACACCUGCAAAUAUGCAAGAUGUCUUGUUUUUAAGUAAUUUGGAAGGAGUAAGUAUAUACUACCUUACCAGAAGAUAUGCAGAUUCCUUAACACUCCUGCAAAUGACAGUAAUCAGUUGAUGACAAGGCUCAAAUGGCAAAAUACCCUUUUAUUGGGAUUCUUAAUUUUGUGCAAAUUCAUAAUGUGAGGAUCAAGCCUAAAAUCAUAUAUAAGCAUCAGUUUGAGAGUGUUGUAUCCAAAUUGGAAAAAAAAACCUAAUCGAGUGUCCUGUGAAAUUACAAUGACAGUCAUGGAAACUGUUUACUGUGAUACAAUUGCUUUGAUAUUUUAAGAACCUCCUACCUAUAUAGAAUGUUCACUGCUUGAAUACAUGUGACUCUACCCCAGUAAAGCUUUAAUGAUCACAGCAAUUGUGGCAGUAAAAAGGAUCAACAUUUAUGCCAGGAAAUGCCAGGAGUGGAAGGGAAGUGAUAAUUUCUGUUGCAGACAGACAAUAAAAAGGAUCUCCUCUGCAGUGAGUCUGGAAAGCAAGCUCUUACCAGUAGGAGUUUGUGUAGGGUUAAUAUUACUUAAUUACCUGACACAUUUUGUUUGGAACUAAUGAACAAACUAUCACCCUAUAGUUUUUUGGAAGGGUUUUACUGUAAGUACAGAUACUUAAAAUAAAUCCAGAAUCGAGCAUACUGCAGAAAAAGAAGUCUCUUAGGUCUCUGGGGAGACAAUGUGUGGACGGCUCUCUGGAUAUUUUAGUGAAGUAGCCACAUCUACAUAAGGUGCCUGUUGGAGGCAAUCAGUUACAUUAACUGGUAAUCAAGACCAGACAAAGUCAGUGUUGCAGCUAUCUAAAAGAACCCUUGAUAAUGAACUGAGGUUUUAUAUCAGCUUCCUCGCGUUAAAGUGCAGAGCCUCACUACCAGUGUAAUACGGGAAUACCCCAUGACUUAUGUAGGUGAUGCAGAGAAGGCUCCAUAUAUACCUUUCUAUGGUUACUAAAAAAAAAUUACAUGUUUAAUAAUGGACUUCAGAUUUUACAACCAACUUCUGAAAAAUUGCAUCAUUCAGUUGCCUCAUAUUUGUUUGUGCUCACCACAGUGGCAGGUUUCUAUACAAAAUAAUUUGCACAUGCCCUAAAGGAAACAUGCAAGGGCAAGAAGUCCCUUUAGGAAUGUGGCUGGAAAUAUUUCAGUUCCAGCAAAGCAAUAUAAAUCUAGAACACAAAGUAGAUUAAGAGAAUACCAUAAAGAACCUCACUUCUGACCAGUGUGAUUGAAAAUACUGUUGAUGCAAACUGUUAACUUCUUGUUUGAGUCCAAAGUACAUUUCUGUUUAGUGUUCAAAUCAGUUUUUCAAGUUACUUAAUUUGCUUCGGGUAUCAAAAAGGACAAGGGCAGAAACAAAAGCAGGAAUUUGCACUAAAUUCUUUUAAUUCACUUUAACCUCCUGAAAUGAGGCAUCUUGAUUUUUCUGCCUGUCCAUCUUUUAACAGACCUCAGGCAUUCUGAGGUUACCUACCUGGUGCCCAACUAAGAUUGCACAGAUAAGCAAGGAUGUUCUCCUUAAAGCAUACUUUAAAAAAAAAAGUUAUAAAAAUAUUUAUUAAACUGAAGUAUUUUAAUUUUAAUUGUUUGUUAACUAUGAAGUUUUUACAGUAAAGAUCAUGUAUUCCUAUGGUGUUUGUUACCAGGCAGUUCUGACCCUGACUGCUUCCCUCAGGCUGUCCUUCAGCCUGUUUAUUAUGUAUUUAUUGGAGAAACAUUUGAGAGCAAACAAUCCCCAUGGUUUUCUUCAGUAUCUCGAUGUAAACUUCCUUGGAGAUACCGAUGAUGGUUUUUUCCAAAGGUUGCCCACAAGGGGCAUGUAUUUGAAGUACCCACAAACGCACAUUGCAAACCACGUACGAGCAACAGGCACCCGGAUUAGAUCCAUGCAAUUCGUGUAGUGACAGAUUCCUGCAGUUGCAGGGUCAAAGGGAACCCUAAAUUUGCUGGAGCUGGACUCACUUCAAGCUGAGAGUUCACAGGUAUAACCAGUCUGCUAUAAAUUCUUUGGGCAUUUAGCUUUGUGGUAUUAUUGGAAUAAAAGCCGAACAGCACUGUAGCUGAAGAAAACACAGAUUGUAACCAAGGGGUUUGGUUUAUGUAUUUUUUGGUGUGUUUUCAUGUAUGCUGCUCAAUAUCUUUAUGCAUCCAUUCUGUGACACCUCUAAGCCUAAAGCUUUUUAUAUGCUUUGAGGCACUUCCUUUGUGGGAGACAGAUGGAAAGCAAGACCCAAACCCAUUUUUCUUGUUCCAAACUCUCUGGCUGUGCUCUAUCAUGAAGUAAACAAUUGUGUCUUGCAGUAUUUCUUAGUGAAUGGCUAUUUUAUGGUGCAAGAACACAAUUAACAAAUAUAAAAUUAAUGAAGGCUCUAAGAAAACAUUAACAUUUGCAUUGUUAAGUAUUUUCAUGCACCUUAAGCACUUCAGGGACAUGAAUCUGUUCCCAUCAUUGGGCUAUGCACACCUUUUGUUACAUUGCUCUAUUUCUUGUAUCACCAAACACUAAUGGUUCUUAAAAAAACUCAGCAUCUGGAAGACCUAGUACAACUGAAAUUGUGUUCUAAAAGCAUAAAGAACACCAAGUCAGGCUUAGAAAGGAAAAGAGAUUUGCAUGAUAUAUUUACACCAUUUUCAAGUAUUUUUGGCAAAAUUUCACGGAAGAUGACUAGAUUUCUGCAGUACAAGAAAUCAGUGUUGGAUUUAAAUUUUACACUUACUAUUCUUUUUUCAGUAAAUGUAAGACCAUAUUAAUCUGAUCACUUAAACAUAAUAUUCACUAUCUACUUGAUCAACAUUUUCUUUUUGAGCAGCAUUUGUUUACUGGUAUCCUUUUUUAUUCUCUGAUUUAAGCGUGUUUGUGAUGAAACCUACCCUUCAGUCAUUUUAUGAGUCUGUCAUUUUAAAAAAUCUAAAAGAACCCAUAGAUCAGCAUUUUUAUGCAGGUUUAUUGAUAUUUGGUAAAGCACAGCAGUUUUGAUCCUGUGCUUAAAAACUACUGUAUAAUCAUGAGACUUGUGAAAUGGCAUAUAUGGGCAGAUGUUGAUUUUUUAUUUAAAUCAGUGCCUGUUUUAUUAUAAUGUAUAUACUAUGUUACUUCCUUGAUUUGCAGUUUCCUUUUGACAAAAGUACUGUAACAUAUAACCAGGGCUUUCUGACUUUCAGUUUGGUCAGAUGAACUAAUUCUGGAAAGUGUUAACAGUGUCGAAUUUUAGAAGUUCUCAUGGAAUAUUUUGGCAGCAUGCUAUUUUAAGAGUUGGCCUCAAGUAUGCCAUACUUAGUGGGACAACUGAAAGCUUCUUAGAUGCAAAGGAAAUGCUUGCACUAAAGUAUCUUAAGUUAUAUUUCAUUUAUUAUGAAAUACUUUUUGAUUUUAAAAGAAAUGUAAGACAAAUAUGAAUGUGUUUUUUUGAGAAGCAGUUACUGUAUUUUGAUUUAAAUAACUGUUAUGAUUUUAUAGCUCAUGGCCGUAAACCACAAAGAGACCAAUUCAUGCUGAAGUGGCAAAAUGAAAUGUGAUGUAGCUUGUGCGUUGAUCAUUGUUUCAAUAAAGAAUUUGCACAGAGUAUGCUGAGUUUGUACACAUUCAACAAGAUGAUAGUUUGCUAGUAAGUGUAGGCCAUGGCUCCAGUUCAAAUGGAAGUAAAAAUGUCUUUCAUUGUACAUCUGCUAAUGUUCCAGAAACUUUGGUCAGGAGAAAUAGUUAUUUACCUAGAAAUGAAGCUUUAAUAAAGCUCUCAAAAGGACCUGAUGUCAUUUUCAGAAUGUAGAAUCAGUGCUGUUAUCAAUAGCCUAGAUGGCUCAUGUAUGUAGUGUCUUCUCUUUGGAAGCAUGUCAGCACUUCCACAUGUAACUCAAAGGACUCUUUUGUAUGCUGUUUCCUCUCUGAGCUGUGUCAUGGGGCCUUGCAAAAAGUCUUGCUGCAGUUUUUAGAGUUGGGGCCAAGAAAAUAAAUGUCUUUUCUCCCAGAGGCACCCUAGUACCAGGACAAAAGAAAAAUGUGGGUUGCCAUUCCUGCUUCCAUUUCUUCACCCACCCUAAAAGGAUGGGGUGAAAUGAGUUUCCUGUCCCACAGCAGUUGGGCUGUAUCACUCCCUAACAGUCUUCAGCAGGACUCAGUUGAAGUCCUCUUAACACCACUCUUAACCUCCACUCUUAACACCUUUUCCUGGCUCUGCUGGUGCUACACAACUAGCAGCCAGAGCUGGUCACUGAGAGAGAUGGAGUGGGGGGGGAUUUGCCCUUUCACACAUGAAAGAUUGGUCUUGCCAGCUGCCUGUUCUAGGCUGAAAAGAUAGCCUAUAGCAGGAAAACGAUAGCUAUUUCAUGAAAAUGAAAGGUAUUUCAUGAUUGAAGUGCUGUUCAAAAGAGUGUUCCAAUUUUAAAAAAUAUUUUCAGAAGCAUUUUUAUUCAACAGUUUCAGUUGAGAUAAGGGGGCUGAGAUAUUCACAAUUUAUUUACAAAUAUCAAUGAACAUUAAGGAAGGGGUUGCAAACUGAUCAAAAAUGGAACACUGGGCUAGAGCCAUAUGUUAUUUUAUUGUCUCAGCACAGGACCCAGUCUUGCAACUGGAGAGGUUUGAUAUGCUGUGCCUUUUUUUUUUUUUUAUAUAUAUAUGUAGAGCACACCUUUUCAGGAUGCUCCCUUCCAGCUUUCUGAACUCCUCCAACAGGUUUGUCGGAGCACUGUUUGGGAAGGCAGGGUACCACCAAACUGUUGGUCCCAAUGAACUACGCUCCUGAACACAGUGAAACAGGCUGUGGUGCACAGCUCAGAGCUAGUAUCCCAGAUAUUUCCAGUGCCAUAACGCCACUUUCCCACAGAACUGGAUAUUUGAUAGCUCACAUCCUGCAGUAGUGCUUGGAAUAACCAUCUGAGACCUUUGCUGUGUCUGUUUCUUCCUCUCCCUUGUCUUACCUUCCUGCACUUUCUUCUGUCUCCAGCAGCUCUGCUGUGCUACUUCUCAAAUGGUAACAGAGUGAAGUUAGUUGUCAGGGCAAGUGUUCCUGCACCUCAGGCACUUCUGUUCCAAACUGACCUUUCAUAAGUCCCCAAAUGGAUUUUUUUCCCCCAUCUGUACCAGGCUCUAAUGCUAUGUACUAUAUUUAGCUCUCUGGCUCCCAGGCCCAAACUGAGUCAUUUUACUCUUACAGUAAAGGCUGACUCGUGAGUCCAUGUAUAAGUCUGUAAAAUGGGCAAAAGCAGUAAUACCAACUGAAGCUAAAGUACCAAUUUCUGAUCCAAAUCAGAAUGUAUGGCAGCAAAUGAUAAAUGUGGCAGACUUAGAACAUUCAAGUUAUGUAAUUAGAUGCUAUUUCAUACCACAAUGAGACAAGGCAAAACCGAGCAAAAAUUAACAACCAGCCUUGUAUGGCAUGGAGAAUACAUGUAAAGUCUUGCUUAUGAAUGAGUAGAAAUUCAGCAUCCCUAUCAAAUCAUGUUGCCAUUCUAUCUCCAGUUUCUAUUUUGAGAACAGAUUCCUGUUGUAUCUGCUCUAACCAGACCUUUCCUAUGUGGGUAAGCAUCUUAUCCACUUAUAACUCUGGCAAUAGUACCUGAGUUAUCAAAAAGAGCCUUGUCAACCAUAGAACGUCACCCUGCCAUGUUGUGGAACCACAGAGUUUGGGAGCUCACACUGAAGAUGCACAAUCUGGGCUUUCUGAAAUAUAUUUGAUUUCUCUUGCACAGGUUUUGAUUAUCCACACAAUAAACCACUAAUAUUCAUUAAGGACUCAGGUCCAGUCAUUCUCAAUUGAUAAACAGAUAGAAGCAAAAUAAAUGCCAGCACUAAUUCCCUCUUUCUGAAGCCUCUUACUGCUUCUGCCUCAAGAUUAGCUCUGACUGACAGACAGCUCCUGAGCUGUUUGGAUAUCAUUUAAUUCCUUCCUUCAGGUGAACACUACCUUAGGCAGAAAACAUGAUUCAAAAAAAAAAAAUAUUAUCAAGAAAAAGACACUCCCUUUGUUACCCUGCUCUCUAAUGUGUGCAGAGUAAACUUGAGAAAAUCAAAAUGAAAAAUUUUUUUCCUCACUCAAAACAUCCAGAGGUGAUUCAUCUUCAAAGUAUACUAAACUUUAACUUGUUUAGCCAUAAACAUACUCAAGUGAAGCAAAAGGAGAUUCCUAAAAACAAAAUUUUAACUCCCAACGUCAAAGCAAAUUAUCACAAAACUAUGACACAUAUUUCGAGUCCUUGUCUCAGGAUAUGUUUUAUCAGGAAGAUAUUUUUAGUCCUUUUUAAAGUUCUGCUUAGAUGACUGCAGCUUCUUUAUGGGAUUGGUGGAAGUGCAUUUCUUUUCUGCUGUCUUCUUGGUUAAAUAUUCUCUACCCUGGGUGAUCUCUUUUUUUUUUUUGUGAAUAAAAAUCAAUAUUCUAUUGAAGAUUUAUCUUCUUGAUUCCUUUCCCAUUCCAAUACCUUAUUUUGUGUUUUGUUUUAUUGCUUGGAUCUUGUUUUGUUUGCCCUGAAAGUCUUCACAUUUUAAAAUAAAUCAGAGGACCCUAAUGUUUUUUCAGCUCCCUGUUUUGGGGCAGGAUUACUCACAUGCACCUAUAUACUUCAGUUUUACUUAUGCAGAUGUACAGCUCACAGGUUGGUGCAGGAUGAACUAAUCAAUAGACUGCAGCAGAUUUUUGCAGAACAGCAUCAACAGAACAGGUAAAGACAUGAGUUCUAAGAGACAAGUAAAAUAAAUGUCCUCGUUCAUAUGUGUGUUUAUGAGUAUAUUAUGUUCUUUUGUUUAUUCAUUUGAUACAUCUCUGCUUUAAAUAACACGUUUCUUUUUUCCAUCGUGGAUGGAAUAGCACAUUUACACUGUCUAUACAUCAGCUAUUCAUUAUCUAGAUUGGUUUAUCUUAUUCACUGGAUAGUUUACCAAGUGCAGGGGCCUCUAUAAAAGAGGUAUCUCUGAAGAGACUGCAGACAGCUUCAUGAAACUUUGUAAAUUAUAUGAAUUUCAAAUUAAUUGAUAAAUGGUUUUCCACUUUUUUUAACUGAUAAUGCUGUAGUUCUAUAUAGGCUAAUAUUUACAUGCUAAUGGAGUCUGGUUUUGAGUAGAAACUCCAGUUUUUCACAAGCAUGCACUAUAAUGACAGUAACCUGCUGUUGAAUAAAACUGCUUUUUGCAACUACA